Molecule: messenger RNA, 3291 nt
Organism: Vitrella brassicaformis
Lineage: Eukaryota; Vitrellaceae
Source: the annotation of a GenBank genome assembly
GACAACUUCGAGAAUCUCCGCUUUGCGCUUGCUGCCGGCUGCCGUGGGUGGCUGCCCCGUCCCAUGGAGCGAAAUCGGCGUGAAAGAUCCGAUCCCGCAGGCUUGUGUUGCGCGCGUUGAGUUGGGUAGGUAUCAGGCUGGCUCACUUGUCUGUGGAGGACCCACCUGCCGGUGGGUGGGUGGGCCUCUUCUGCGAGAGGCUCGGACGGGUCCUGCGGCUGUCGGCGCUGUCCAGGGAAAACAGAAACAGGGCAGUCUCGUGGCUCUACAUCUCCCCUGAGGACACGCCGGGGGGCAUGACCACCAAAGUCACCUUUAUGGUCAGUAAACCAUGGGCAAGGCAGGGUCACGGCACGCGACUCAAUCGGCAGCUCAAAAGACGCGGUCUUGGCCCUCGGUGAUAGUGUAUGUGUGUGUUGCUUGUUUAGGUGCAUUGCGACACCUGCUUUGGCGAAAGUGUCAAGCUGGUCGGCAACCAUUCAUCCAUCGGAGACUGGGAUGUAAGCUAAGCGCUCCGCUCCGCUCACAGACAGACAGACAGACACAUACAUGUCAGUCAGGCUGGCGAUGCGAUGCGCGUGCAUCUGGCUGUCUGUCUGUCUGUCUGUCUGUCCCUCUGUCUGUGUUGUGUGUGUGCAGCCUGCGAGCGGCAUCCCUCUGGCCACCGAUGACGUCCUCUAUCCCAUUUGGGUGUCAGCUCCAGUAGAGGUACGCCAGGCCAGCCAGACCAGACCGGCUCAAUAUAUCACGCAAAUGAACGCACUACUUUGGCUUUGUUGUUUCUUCUUUUGCCUGGCCCAUUCAUUGCUCACGACCCGCAGCUGCCAAGAGAUGGAUACAUCGUAAGCAACACAACGCAGACAUGAAGGAGACGGCCAGACACGAACCCAUUCUCGACCGCCCCUCUGUGUGUGUGUGUGUGUCACUAUCAUUAAUGCAGGAGUACAAGUACGUCAAGUACGGUGAGCACCACACGAGGUGGGAGGAGGGCUUCGAGGGCAACCGCAGCCUGCAGGUCCCCACCGACACCUCCUCCCUCGAGGCUCAUCUCGCCUCAUUCGUGGUGGUCAACGACGACAAGUUCGACGCCAUCCCCAUUCGGGCGCGGCACCCGGAGAUGAUCACCUACGACGCCAAACGGAAGCUGGGGGCCUUUGUGGGGCGGUGGGGCAUCAUGAAGGAGAGGUCAGACGCUAUCGGACCCCUACUCGAAAUCAUGGGACUCGACUGGUAAGUGAGUGGCCACAUGACAUCCACAUCAGAUAGAUAGAUAGCCUAGCGGUCGGUGUCUUGAGGCCAAGAGCCACACACACACACACACACGGAUCCUCCCUUCCCCCUGUGUGUGUGCAGGUUUGUGCGGAAUGCGAUAGACAAUGCGGAGAGCCUGACGGACACGGUGCGUGUGGUGGGCAGCACAUUGGUCAGCAAGCUGUCGACGGCGGUGGGCACACAUCGGGAGGAGAUCUACACCAACGGCGACCCUCAAGAGAUCGAGGAGAUGGGAAAGGCUACCGUCUAUCAGGUAAAACCUCGAUCGGACGGACGGCACCGAUGGAUGACAUUCAGCCAAGAGCUCUGUCUGUCUGUCAUGCCUUGCAGGCCAAGAGCCGUGUGGAGGACAUUCUGCCGCCCAAGGCGCUGCUGCCCGUUGCGAGCCACCACCGGCCAGAGGUGGUCGUGACGACCACCCACCCCCACACGAUGUCUCGUGACGCAGACGAGGUGGGGUCGAGGGCGUCUACGUGUGUGGGUGGGGGGCUGCUGGAGUUCCCCUACAACUUUCGGGUGGUCACCACCAAGCAGUGCUCCAUGAAGGGCACCGUGGUGGAGACCCGACAGCUCUGCGAAGAGGAAAAGGGUCCCGUCAUGCACAUCAAUGUAAGUCAGUGGAGUGACCAAACACACACACACACACACACACAUCCACCAGGCAGGCAGGCACACCUCUCUCGCUGAGUGCAUGGUUGUGGUUGUGGUUGUGGUUGUGUGUGCCAUCAGUUGAAGUUCACUCGUUUGGGUGACAAGGAGCCCGAAUUGGAGCUCGACAGGUACUGGGAGAGAUUGCAUGACAAUGAUUGACUAACCUACGGGUUUUGCGAGCGAUCGAGCGAUUCGAUGGAGUGAGUGAGUGACCACGUGAUGGGUGGAAGGGCGAGGGAGGGAGGGAGUCCUGUUGGGAGUGAUUUUUUCCUGCACCUCUUCCUUCCUUCAUUCAUUCUGGGGCGUCGUGAGCUGAGCUCGUGUUUGGCACUUUUUGCAGCUUUGGGGCAUGGCAUAGUACGUGACGUGACGUCCAUUGAUCGAUCGAUACACGCAAUGCAGAACAGAGAGAAACAUGGUUUUGUUUCCACAUCCUGUCUGUCGGUAUCGCAUCCUCCACUCAUCCAUCCACUCAUCCAUCCGUCCAUCCUGUCAGUCAGUCCAGGUUUUGCUGCCUUGUCGCCUCCCCUGCUACCUGCCUGCCUGCCUGCCUGCCUGUGCUGGCUGGCGAUACAUCACACGAACGCAUGUCAUUCAUGCGUGAGUCACCCACCCACCCACCCACCUGCCACCUACCUACCUACCUACCUGCAUGAGGCGUGCGUGGUGUGUGUGUGAUGGCCAAACCUUUAUUUAUGCGUCCGUGUCGUGUCGUGUAUAUUCUUGACGCAUCGCAUGGACAGUCCCGACCAGGCAGUCAGUCAGUGAGUCAGUCGUCAUGACCUACCUGCCUACCUACCUUAUAUCAACCAACCAACCAACCAACCACCGUUUUUCGUGCUAGCUACAGGCCUUGCUAUGCUACUACUCUGUCUACCUGCAUUCCAACUUUCUGUCCGUGGGCGUAUGUGAUGUGAUGUGAUGUGAGCUGUUUGUUCCAUAGGAUGUGAUGUGAUGUAUGCUGCUGUGGAUGUUGAUGUCAGGCUAUGCUGUAUACUGUCUGUCUGUCUGCGCGAGUGCCUGCCGCCCGCCUGCCUGCCUAUAUGCUUUGCACUCCCUUUAUAUAUCCCCAUUGAUUGAUUGAUGCCUUUGUCGUGUUGUGGACGUCCGUGUGUUGUGUGACGGUUGUGUGUGUGUUUGUUUUGUGUCUGUCUUGUUUGUUUCCACGUAGGAGCUGACUCAGUCUUAUUAUUUUCGUGUGCACGCAAAGCGACUGUCACAAUGAUUACAUACAACAACACGGGCCUUCCGCGCGGGUGGCAAGGGACUGACCUUCAUAAAGGCAAUGCAUAUUAACCGAUGAAGCUCGCAUCUGCGACUUACGGUUCGCUAUAGGGGGGGGAAACUGUCAUUAAGCGUAACACUCGU